Molecule: messenger RNA, 1292 nt
Organism: Pollicipes pollicipes
Lineage: Eukaryota; Metazoa; Arthropoda; Thecostraca; Pollicipedomorpha; Pollicipedidae
Product: putative cuticle collagen 79
Exons: 3
Coding region: 1-810 (269 amino acids)
Source: RefSeq, a predicted model, not a curated record
AUGGUCUGGCUGCCAUCUGUAUGCGUGCUUCUAUGCGGGGCGACUGCGAGUGCUCUUUCCACACGAGGGUCCCGCACCUUCUGCGCCGACCAGCAGUGCCUACCUCCGAACGAGUGUGUCCGCCUGGGACACAUCUCGGUGUGCGUGCGCCACCCACCGCCCACGUGCUCGGACACCACCUGCCCGGUCGGCCUCGAGUGUAUCCUACAGCAGGAUGUGUGCCUUUCGCGGCCCUGCCACCCCAAGCCGAAAUGCGUCAAAGACAAUCCGUGUGGAAUAUGCAUAGCUCCGACGGAGUUCUGUGAGCUGCUGCCCACCCCGGUCUGCCGCUUCGUACUAGAGAAGACCUGCUCAAACAAGAUCUGCGGGCCCGGCGAGAAGUGUGUGGAGGAGCCGCUGACGUGCGUGCGCGCGCCCUGCCCGGUGGAACUGGUCUGUGAGCCGGCCAGAAAGCGGCCCCACGCCCACGGCGGCCCGGCGCGGCGGCCUGCCGCCAGGCCAGGCCAGGCCGGAUCCCGCGGCCCCGGUGGACCUGGUGGAUCGGUCGGACCCGGCGGAUCGGUCGGACCCGGCGGAUCGGUCGGACCUGGAGGGUCGGGUGCUUUGGGUGGAUUCGCAGGGCCAGGCGGAUUGUUCGGAUCUGGAGCGUUAGGCUCUGGUGGCAGAGGGGGACAUAGGCCUGCGGGCACCCCAGGCCGAAAUGAAAUUGGGGAUUCGAACUCACAAGGCAAUGGAGAUCAUGAUGAUGAUGAUGAUGACAGCGACAGUGAUGAUGAUGAUGAUGCUGGCGAUGAACACGGGGGCGACUAACCAAAGUUAAGAGCUCAGCCAGUCUGAGGCAUAUGUAUUAUCCAUGCAUGAAUAAUCGAAAUCAUCACCAUCAAUUUGAGUUUAAUUUAUCAGCCAUAACUGUCGGUGCAGCGCCUUCACGCAUGUUGCUGUGCAGCAAAACUGAUCAUCUCAGGCGCCGUCCAUCCGCAACGAUAAACAUAUCUUGCACGAAGAACACCGGACAUCCGAAGAUUGAAUAAAGCAAGGGCGAGCGCGCCACAAGCGACGACCAGCGAUAUUGUAUCGAAUAUGCGUUGCAAAUCAUUGAAAACAGCCUGUGGUACUGAAAAGCCUCUGGCCGGAUCAGAGCGCCGUUCCGUACAUGCAGAUAUGAACCUGAACCACAUCAGUAGCUUGCACGGCUCCAAGCGUUGUUUGUUGUUUGAAAUGGUUAGCUGUGACAGUGCAUCUCGAUGUUGUCUCUGAAAGAAUAUAUAUGAACGUGUGUCGCCCAGUCCCGU